Miniopterus natalensis is the source of this 1721-nucleotide messenger RNA. RefSeq names its product mitochondrial ribosomal protein S9 (gene MRPS9). Gene Ontology annotation, molecular function: RNA binding; structural constituent of ribosome. NCBI's taxonomy places the organism in Eukaryota, Metazoa, Chordata, Mammalia, Chiroptera, Miniopteridae. The record is from RefSeq and is a predicted model, not a curated record. Gene Ontology annotation, cellular component: mitochondrial small ribosomal subunit; ribosome. Gene Ontology annotation, biological process: translation.
GGGUUUCCACAGGCAAGAUGGCGGCCUCCUGUGCGUCCUGCGGCGCCGGCCUUUCCCACCGGCUCUUUCUCGGGGGAAGGGUUAGCCUGGCCGGGAGACGAGUCCCCUGGAAAGCCGCGGCCACAGAGUUGCAGACAGUUUCCGGACCCCAGAUAUUAAGACUAAGACAUACCGCAGUUGUAACAACAAAGAAAAAUGUUGCAGCCUUAAGACGUGAAACCUACACAGUGGAUUUUAUUAAAAAGCAGAUUGAGGAGUUCAACAUAGGAAAGAGACAUUUAGCCAACAUGAUGGGAGAAGAUCCAGAAACCUUUACGCAAGAGGAUAUUGAUAGAGCUAUUGCUUAUCUUUUCCCUAGUGGUUUGCUUGAGAAGCGAGCUAGACCAAUAAUGAAGCAUCCUGAACAGAUUUUCCCAAAACAGAAAGCAACCCAGUGGGGAGAAGAUGGCCGCCCAUUUCAUUUUCUCUUUUAUACUGGCAAACAGUCAUAUUACUCACUAAUGCAUGACGCAUAUGGAAAGCUGCUCGAUGUAGAAAAACAUAAAAACCAGUUGCAAGCCAAAGGUCUGUUUUCAGAAAAAGAUAAAACCAAAGACCUGAUUGGCAGCAGAUGGCUGAUUAAGGAGGAACUGGAAGAAAUGUUGGUGGAAAAACUGUCAGACCAAGAUUAUGCGCAGUUCAUCCGGCUGCUGGAACGGUUGUUGGCGGUGCCGUGCGGCGGGGCUGCUGACGACUUUGUGCAGCGUUUCCGCCGGAGUGUCGCUGUCCAGUCAGAAAAGCAGCUGAUCGAGCCUGUGCAGCGCGACGAGCAGGGCCGGGCCUUCAGCGCAGGCGAAGGUAAGAGAAAGAGUGCGAAAGCAGAGGCCAUCCUUUAUGAACACGGAAGUGGAAGGAUAGAAGUUAAUGGAAUCGACUACCUGCUGUACUUCCCCGUGACACAGGACAGAGAACAGUUGAUGUUCCCUUUUCACUUCCUGGACCGACUGGGAAAACACGACGCGACCUGCACAGUCUCCGGGGGCGGGAGGUCCGCUCAGGCUGGAGCCGUGCGCUUGGCAGUGGCCAGAGCUUUGUGCAGUUUUGUCACCGAGGAAGAGGUCGAGUGGAUGAGACAAGUUUUGACACCUGUGGUCUGGACUGAUAGACUGACUCUGGCCACGACCGGCGCCUCUCUGGGCCGUGCACUCGGAGUAACCUGGCCGCGGAGCAGUCACAGCGGCCCCUGGCGGUGGGCCGAGCGAGCCGGCGCUCCUGCCUGAACUGACGACUCCUGGAACAAACCGCUUAUGGGGACGGGACAGCCCGAAAACGUAUUUUUUAGAUUCUGAAACACAAUACCAAGAAUAUUAUCACAUGAAUUAGAGUGAGAUUUUCUCAGAUGCGCUGAGUGAGCGUAUUUCGAGCGCGCAGUGACCUGCACCAAUGCGUGCGGGCCGCCGGCCCCGCGGGCCUUCCCUUCCCCGCGCUCAGGGAGCCCGCGCCCGAGGAGGGCAGGGGGCUUCUUUUGCGUGAGCAGCUUUGUCUUAAGUUGGAAACCAAAGCGGAACCUGCCCUCGCGCAUAAGGAAAGUGGCUGAUAAGUUGCGCAGGCGUCUGCCCCAGAGAUGGCACGUUCCCGACAGUGAACCUUGGCCGCCCGCGAGGCCUGGUCUCAGGUGCCUCCCCCGCUGGCCGCCCGCGAGGCCUGGCCUCAGGUGCCUCCCCCGCUGGCCGCCCGCGAGG